This is a messenger RNA of Crotalus tigris (Tiger rattlesnake), 8302 nucleotides long. RefSeq names its product DS cell adhesion molecule like 1 (gene DSCAML1). The record is from RefSeq and is a predicted model, not a curated record. The transcript has 33 exons. Lineage: Eukaryota; Metazoa; Chordata; Lepidosauria; Squamata; Viperidae. Gene Ontology annotation, molecular function: cell-cell adhesion mediator activity. Bases 786 to 6533 code for a protein of 1915 amino acids. Gene Ontology annotation, cellular component: axon; plasma membrane. Gene Ontology annotation, biological process: homophilic cell-cell adhesion; dendrite self-avoidance; axon guidance.
CCAGCGGGAAGCCAGUGGUCCUCCGGAGGGCCUUACCCGUGGCACCUUGGUUGGCCGGGGAUUGGAAUUCGACACGUGAAGGGCUGGGGUCCCGCACCUGCCGGGCAGGCAAGCUCCGGGGUCGCUUGCCUUGGGCCUUUCGAGGGGACCCAACGCCGCCGGAGGGCCGGCUGCCAAGUCCCCGACGGGUCCGCAAAACUUUUGUCCGCCUCGGAGAGGAGACGCGGGCAGUUCCUCCCUUACCGGCUGCGCUAAGGGGAAACCAGCUGCACGGCGCCGGAACCGCCUGCCCGCCCCAGGUUCGGCCGGGAGCGAGAACAGGCCGCCGCCGCCGCCGUCGUUCUGGGGAGCGCUCUUUUCCCACGGCCUCCUUCCUCGGAAAGGCGAGGCCAACCGAGAGGAGGCCGCUCCCAGCUGCCAGAGCGCACACUGAAGAUGUGGGUACCAGCCUCUAUUUUGUGAACGACUCCAUUCAGCAGGUGACCUUCUCCAGCUCUGUGGGAGUGGUCAUCCCUUGUCCAGCAGCAGGAUCUCCCAGUGUCACCCUUCGCUGGUACCUUGCUACUGGGGAUGACAUCUACGAUGUCCCACACAUCCGCCACGUCCAUGCCAAUGGGACUCUACAACUUUACCCCUUCUCGCCAUCUGCCUUCAACAGCUUUAUCCACAACAAUGUUUACUUCUGUACUGCAGAGAACUCUGUGGGCAAAAUCAGGAGCCCAAACAUCCGGGUCAAAGCAGUGUUCAGGGAACCUUAUACAGUUCGAGUGGAGGAUCAAAGAUCAAUGCGUGGAAACGUGGCUGUUUUUAAGUGCCUCAUUCCUUCUUCAGUGCAAGAAUAUGUUAAUGUUGUAUCCUGGGAGAAAGAUACAGUUUCUAUCAUCUCUGAAAAUAGGUUUUUCAUUACUUUCUAUGGUGGAUUGUACAUAUCAGAUGUCCAGAAGGAAGAUGCCCUGUCCACCUAUAGAUGCAUUACAAAGCACAAGUAUAGUGGGGAGACGCGGCAGAGCAAUGGUGCCCGCUUGUCUGUCUCAGACCCUGCAGAGUCCAUCCCAACUGUUCUAGACAGUUUCCAGAUCCAGGAAGCAAAGAUGGGGCAACUGGUGGAAUUGCCAUGCAUUGCCUCUGGAUACCCGAAUCCUGCCAUCCGAUGGGUAAAGGAUGGAAGGCCCCUGCCUACUGAUAGUCGAUGGACCAAGCGUAUCACAGGCCUGACGAUCAGUGGUUUGCGGGUGGAAGACAGUGGGACCUACAUCUGUGAAAUCACAAACACUUUUGGGUCUGCUGAGGUCACUGGGACCCUGACAGUAAUAGAGCCACUGCGGGUCACCCUCACACCAAAGAAGCUAAAGACUGGAAUUGGAAGCACCGUUAUUCUCUCUUGUGCGCUUUCUGGCUCACCAGAAUACUCCAUCCGUUGGUUCCGCAAUACAGAACUGGUGGUUCAAGAUGACUUUGUCUCCAUCCGGGGAAUCCACAAUGAGACGCUGCUCAUCACAGCUGCCCAAAAGAGCCACUCAGGGGCCUAUCAGUGUUUUGCCACUAGAAAGGUUCAGACAGCUCAGGACUUUGCUGUGAUUGUCUUGGAGGAUGGGACCCCCCGGAUUGUCUCCUCCUUCAGUGAGAAGGUGGUGAACCCUGGUGAGCAGUUCUCCCUGAUGUGUGCAGCCAAGGGAGCCCCUCCCCCCACGAUCACUUGGUCUUUGGACGAUGAGCCCAUCCAGAGAGAUGGCAGCCACCGCACCAACCAGUACACCAUGUCUGAUGGCACCACUGUGAGCCACAUGAAUGUGACAGGCCCACACAUCAGGGAUGGAGGCGUCUACCGAUGUACUGCGCGGAACUCGGUGGGCAGUGCCGAAUACCAAGCGCGAAUAAACGUAAGAGGCCCUCCCAGCAUUCGUGCCAUGAAGAACCUCACAGCUGUGGCAGGCCGGGACACCUUCAUCAACUGCAGGGUGAUUGGCUACCCUUAUUACUCAAUUAAGUGGUAUAAGGACUCAUUGUUCCUGCCAGACAACCACCGACAAGUGGUCUUUGAAAAUGGCACUCUCAAGCUGAUGGAUGUCCAGAAGGGGAUGGACGAAGGGGAAUACCUUUGCAGCGUCCUCAUUCAGCCGCAACUCUCCAUCAGCCAGAGCGUCCAUGUCACUGUGAAAGUUCCUCCUCUUAUCCAGCCAUUUGAGUUCCCCCCGGCCUCCAUUGGGCAGCUCCUGUACAUUCCAUGUGUGGUCUCUUCGGGUGACAUGCCGAUCCGCAUCACUUGGAGGAAGGACGGGCAGGUGAUUGUCUCAGGCCCUGGCAUCACCAUUGAGAGCAAGGAGUUCAUGAGCUCCUUGCAGAUCUCCAGCGUCUCCCUGAAGCACAACGGCAAUUACACCUGCAUUGCCAGCAAUGCCGCUGCCACCAUUAGCCGAGAGCGGCAGUUGAUAGUGCGAGUGCCUCCUCGUUUUGUGGUCCAGCCCAACAAUCAGGAUGGGAUCUAUGGCAAAGCUGGGGUCUUGAACUGUUCAGUGGAUGGGUAUCCCCCUCCCAAAGUCAUGUGGAAACACGCUAAAGGCAGUGGGAACCCUCAGCAGUACCACCCUGUCCCCCUGACAGGCCGCAUCCAGAUCCUGCCAAACAGUUCGCUGCUCAUCCGGCAUGUUUUAGAAGAAGAUAUCGGCUAUUACCUGUGCCAGGCCAGCAAUGGGGUUGGGACAGACAUCAGCAAGUCCAUGUUUCUCACCGUGAAGAUCCCAGCUAUGAUCACCUCCCACCCCAACACCACCAUUGCCAUCAAGGGCCAGGCUAAAGAGCUGAAUUGCACAGCUCGUGGUGAGCGCCCCAUUAUCAUUCGUUGGGAGAAAGGGGACACUGUGAUCGAUCCUGACCGAAACAUCCGAUACACCAUUGCUACGAAGGAUAAUAGUGAUGAGGUCAUCUCUACCCUCAAACUCAAGCCUGCUGAACGAGGAGACUCUGUUUUUUUCUCCUGCCAUGCGAUCAACUCCUAUGGUGAAGACCGAGGACUUAUUCAGCUUACUGUACAAGAGCCACCAGACCCUCCAGAACUGGAGAUCCGAGAAGUGAAAGCCCGGAGUAUGAACUUACGGUGGACUCAGAGGUUUGAUGGCAACAGCAUCAUCACAGGUUUUGAUAUUGAGUACAAGAAUAAGUCUGAUUCUUGGGACUUUAAGCAAUCCACCCGGAACAUCUCUCCCUCCAUUAACCAGGCCAAUAUUGUGGAUCUCCACCCAGCCUCCGUAUACAGCAUCCGCAUGUUUUCAUUCAACAAGAUUGGCCGCAGUGAGCCAAGCAAGGAUCUGACCAUCAGCACAGAGGAAGCAGCUCCUGAUGGUCCCCCAUUAGAUGUCACCUUGCAGCCAAUGACAUCCCAAAGCAUCCAGGUCACCUGGAAGGCCCCAAAGAAAGAACUCCAGAAUGGGGUUAUCCGGGGCUACCAGAUUGGCUAUCGAGAGAACAGCCCAGGAAGCAGCGGGCAGUACAGCAUUGUGGAGAUGAAGGCCACGGGGGACAGUGAAGUCUACACCCUUGACAACUUGAAGAAAUUUGCCCAGUAUGGUGUGGUGGUGCAGGCCUUCAACCGGGCAGGCACUGGCCCCUCGUCCAGUGAAAUCAAUGCCACCACACUGGAGGAUGUUCCCAGCCAGCCCCCUGAAAACGUGAGGGCCUUGUCCAUCACCUCUGAUGUGGCUGUCAUCUCAUGGUCCGAACCCCCUCGGAGCACCCUCAAUGGCAUCUUGAAGGGCUACCGGGUCAUCUUCUGGUCUCUCUACAUGGAUGGUGAGUGGGGGGAGAUGCAGAAUGUCACCACCACUCGGGAGCGAGCAGAGCUGCGGGGCAUGGAGAAGUUCACCAACUACAGCGUGCAGGUCCUGGCCUACACCCAGGCAGGUGAUGGGGUCCGCAGCAACGUCCUCCACAUCCAGACUAAAGAAGACAUUCCUGGUCCUCCUGCCGGGAUCAAAGCGGUGCCUUCCUCUGCCAGCAGCGUUGUGGUAUCUUGGUUGCCACCCUCAAAACCUAAUGGGGUUAUCCGGAAGUAUACCAUUUUCUGCUCCAGCCCAGGCUCUGGCCAACCGGCCUGUUCUCCUUCGGUUCUCCUGCAGGCUCCCAGCGAAUAUGAAACAAGUCCAGAGCAGCUGUUCUAUCGCAUUGCACACCUGAACCGUGGGCAACAGUACCUGCUCUGGGUUGCCGCUGUCACCUCUGCAGGGCGGGGCAACAUGAGCGAGAAAGUCACCAUUGAGCCUGCUGGAAAAGCUCCAGCCAAGAUCAUCUCAUUUGGGGGCACAGUUACCACCCCUUGGAUGAAAGAUGUACGACUGCCAUGCAGUUCAGUGGGGGAUCCUCUCCCAGCUAUGAAGUGGACUAAAGACAGUGAUGAUUCAGCUAUUCCGGUCAUUUUGGAUGGUCACCGUCAGAUCCAAUCCAAUGGCACCCUGAUUCUGCGUUCUGUGAAAGCAGAAGACUCGGGGUAUUACACUUGCACUGCCACAAAUACCUGGGGAUUUGAUACCAUCAUUGUCAACUUGCUGGUGCAAGUCCCUCCAGACCAGCCCCGGCUGAUGGUGUCCAAGACUUCGGCUUCAUCUAUCACCUUGGCCUGGAUCCCUGGUGACAAUGGUGGCAGCUCCAUCCGAGGCUUUGUGCUCCAGUACUCAGUGGAUAAUAGUGAGGAGUGGAAGGACGUGUUAAUUGCUUCCGCAGAGCGCUCCUUCAAGCUGGGCAGCCUGAAAUGCGGGACCUGGUACAAGUUGAAGCUGGCAGCCAAGAACAGCGUUGGAGCUGGCCGCAUCAGUGAGAUCAUUGAGGCCAAGACCCACGGCAGAGAACCAUCUUUCAAUAAGGACCAACAUCUGUUCACCCACAUCAACUCCACCCAUGCCAGGCUGAGCCUGCAAGGCUGGAACAAUGGGGGCUGCCCCAUUGUAGCCAUCGUCCUGGAGUUCCGGCCCAAAAGCACCUGGGCUUGGCAGAGCCUGCGAGCCAAUUAUUCCAGUGAAGUCUUUCUGACUGACUUGCACGAAGCCACUUGGUAUGAGCUGCGCAUGAAAGCAUGCAACAGUGCCGGCUGUGGCAAUGAGACUCUGCAGUUCGCCACCCUGGACUACGAUGGCAGCACUAUUCCGCCUAUUAAGUCUGCACAAGGAGAAGGAGAUGAUGUCAAGAAGCUUUUCACCAUCGCUUGCCCUGUCAUCUUGGCCACACUUGGUGUGGCGUUGCUCUUUGUCGUUCGAAAGAAGCGGAAGGAGAAGCGUCUGAAGCGUUUGCGAGAUGCCAAGAGUUUGGCUGAAAUGCUCAUCAGUAAGAAUAAUCGUAGCUUUGACACGCCCGUGAAGGGUCCUCCCCAAGGCCCUCGGCUGCACAUCGACAUCCCCCGGGUUCAGCUGCUCAUUGAGGACAAGGAGGGGAUCAAGCAGAUUGGAGAUGACAAAGCAACAGUCCCAGUCUCUGACCCAGAAUUCAACCAGACUGUCAAUCCACAGACCUUCUGCACAGGGGUGUCACUACACCAUCCAGCACUGAUCCAGAACACGGGGCCUUUGAUUGAUAUGUCUGACAUCCGCCCUGGCACAAAUCCUGUUUCAAGGAAAAGUGUGAAAUCUACACACAGUACCCGGAACAGAUACUCCAGCCAGUGGACUCUCACCAAGUGCCAGGCCUCCACGCCAGCACGGACUCUGGCCUCUGACUGGAGAGCAGUUGGCUCCCAGCAUGGCAUCACAGUGACUGAAAGUGACAGUUUCAGUGCUAGUUUGUCCCAGGACACAGACAAAGGCCGAAACAGCAUGGUGUCCACAGAGAGUGCCUCAUCCACUUAUGAAGAGUUGGCUCGGGCUUAUGAGCAUGCCAAGUUAGAGGAGCAGCUGCAGCAUGCCAAGUUUGAAAUCACAGAGUGCUUCAUUUCUGACAGCUCCUCUGACCAGAUGACCACUGGCACCAAUGAGAAUGCUGACAGCAUGACUUCCAUGAGCACUCCCUCUGAGCCAGGCAUCUGCCGCUUCACAGCCUCUCCUCCCAAACCACAAGACAGUGACCGUGGCAAGGGUGUAGCUGUGCCUAUCCCUCACCGAGCAAAUAAAAGUGACUACUGCAACCUGCCUUUGUAUAUGAAAUCUGAAACGUUCUUCCGCAAGCCAGACCUUCAAGACCCUUGUCCUGUAGUGCCACCCCGGGAAGCCUCCAUACGAAAUCUGGCUCGAACCUAUCACACACAAGCAAGACACUUGACUUUAGAUGCCAGCGGCAAAGCCUCGGCUGCACCACACGCAACUGCAGCCACCACCUUACCUCAGAGAACUCUUGCCAUGCCAGGCUCAGCCAGUGGUGCCCCUCUUGCUGCUCCCACUGUUGCUCCUGCCCCGGCCCCUGAACCUAGCCCGGGUCCUGCUGCUGAGCCACGCUUGCCUACGCAUAGCAAAAUUGGGGGGUCCAAAGACUCAUUAUUAGAAAUGAGCACAUCUGGCGUAGGGAGGCCACAGAAGCAGGGAACUGGUGCCUACUCCAAAUCCUAUACGCUGGUCUAGAGUGGGUAGGAAGGACAGAUGUGGUUCUUUCUCCAAGUCAUUUAUACUGGAAUUAAGUGGAGCUCUUGUACAGAAUGGAUUUUUUGUUUUUGUAUAAAUGAAACUAUUUUUCUCUUCUCCAGAAUUGGGGGGGAAGUCACGAGGGCUCCGAGCAUUUGCAGGAAUUUCUUUUAUGGAAGAAGCCCUGCUCUCCUUUUAGUGUUGUGGAAGAGAGUGCUGAAUUCUGCUGGGCACACGCUCUUUCUCAUCCUAUUGCCCUCACCAUGCAGACUUUUUUUUUUUUUAAAGACCCCUUUGGGAGACACUGCAUGUUGUUUUACUGUUUGGUAAACUAUGGGAUUUGCUUCCAGUUGCAUCUGCCUAAUACUUUUUUCUAUUUAAAAAAAAAGCCAGCGCAGUGUGCAAUAAAAGUUAUGUUUCUAUAACACGAGAGUCCUUUGUUUGGUAUAGGCUGAUCUCCAAGAACAAACAGGAAGCUGUGAUGCAGAUGGCAGAGGCAGCUUUGAAAGAAUAAAUUCUGGAAUCCUAUUUCAGAGCCCUUGCAAUUCACAUCCUCUGUUUUAACAUGAAUUAAGCUAUUCUAGGAAAUGUCAGAUAUUAAGCAGAUCAUUAUUUUAUAUAUACAUCUCUUAGGCAUCACAGCUAUUUAAAAGCUGUAAUGUCUAAUAAAACCUUUUAAAAUGCCAUUUUCCUUUCCUUAGCACAGUCAAUAAAAUAGGAAUUGUCAGACAGGGAGAGACAGUAGGCCACUAUUUUUUUCUUACCGGCAAACAAAGCUUCCAGUUGUUAGAACCCCUCAAAUGGGUUUAGUAGGGCAGGUUCAGGUGGGGAGAGACCUUGCAUCAGCUCCCCUGGUUGGCAAGGAGAGUUUCAGACCGGGCAAUGCUCCACCUUGCCUAGCAGAGGGCAGCAAGUCCAUCACUAGAGAAUUCGUUUUCCCUCCUGGAUGGCCUUUGUCUGAGCAAGUGAACUGUUUACUGUAGGUGCCACGAGUAAAGACAAAUGCAGCAGCCAAUUAGAUGGCCACACUGGAAGCUGCCACCAUGCAAGACAUGGUGGUAACCUUCUAAGCAGAGGGCUGGGAUGGGAAACAAGCUGGUGGCAUGUCAAUACAAAGACCUGAAGACUGGCAUAGAAAUUAAAAGUCCAUAGCCUCCCAGCCUAUCAGCCGCUUGUAUUGCUGAGAUAUAAUAUACAAUGCUGUACAACUUUGUGCAAAUGUCUCAGAGUGAUUUACUUCCUGAGAAGGGAGGUGGGUUAUUGAGUCCUUUGCCCUGUAAUGUCACACAGCUAAUUCCAUCAUUCCCUAAUAAGAGGAUGCAAGCGAACUCCCUCCUCCCUCUGCUUCUGAUCAAAGGGACGGAUUUACCAGAAUGCUCCCAGCAUGGGAUGGAACUUCACAGCCAGCCUUCAGCAGAGACGGGGCUGCCUGAUGCUAGCAGCGCUCACUCAACGGCCUCCCCGUUUCGGAACCUUUCAUCUUCAUUCAUGAUGCCGAGGCAGGUCACCUUCCAAUGGUGCCCACCAGGGGAGAGGGAAAGGGGAGGGCAAGGAUUAGGCAUGGAGCAGAAGGCACAGGACUUCUGCUCAGCAUAGAAUCUCUACCAUUUACAUUCCGAUUACAAAAGGCCACCAGAAAAAUCUGGCUGAAGCUGAUCUGCUGGGUAUCCAAAGAGAGACACACUUUUCUCCUAGCAAUCUCCAUGAUUGCCUCUGCCUUGAUUAAGGAAUGGAGCAACUCACAAAAUAACGUUGGGACCAGAUGAAGC